AUGGAUAACCAUGACUUGUUCAAAAACCAAACCGAAUUAUUGAAAACAACCGUUGUGCAACAAACAGCGUGUUCGAGUACGACGUCGUAUGGUAACCCUAAUGUAACCCGCCCUAAUUUGAGAAUUCCUUCAGAACUCCAAACCACUCGCCUCCUUUGCUCAUCCAGAACUCCAGAGUCCAAACCACUUUCUCUCUCUUCAGUCUUCACUGCUGCAGCCUGCCACAAUGCCACUCGCCGUCGCGGCCUUCGCCCUAAACCCUUUCUUAUUCGCGACUUCCUCCAACUAACGUUCAGAAACCGCUCGCCGCUCGCAGUUUUCGGAUUUCAGUCCGCCUUCGCUCGAUUCGUCGCUGGCUUCUCCGUAAUUCUUCCGUUCUUCUUCUUCGCCCUUUGCUCUGCUCCUCCGCCGCCCUCUGCAGUCUUCUCCCACCCACAACACACUCUCUGUUUAUAUCUCUCUGUCAGAAGGCUUCUACCAGUUUCCAUUGGCUCUCAACGAUUCUCAGAAGCAAAAUUUCAGUUUCCCUCUCAAGCUCUUCGACAUUACACAGAGUCUCUGCUGGAGUGUCUGUUUCUAGAGCUACCAAGAUUCUAUUUGUCUCCUCCUCCACAGUUUAUCGCCUUUUUUUUCACCUUGAAGCCAUUUGCUACAUUCAGAUUUGAUUCCCGCAUCAAUUGUGCACAAACACGUCACAUGAAGGAGGCGGUCUAGCCGGGAUCAACCCGUACAUCGUCUGAAUCAGUUUAUGACUCAGGUAUUCAAGUUCUGGAAAAGAAAAGAACACAAUAGUGUGAAAUGAAAUUUGAGCAAUCUCAGCUCUGGCAGCAUCCUUUGGCAUGCUCUGAAUUGUGUAAAAUAGUAAAGAAAUGUCAGUUUUCAUGGGCUGCAAACGUUGUACCUAGAGUGAUAUGUAGCGCUUAUUUAAUAAAAAAAAGAGGCCAGUGUUGUUUUGAUAUCUGAAAUAUUCAAGAUAAUGACACUGCAUUUGCUUGUUCUUUUCUAAAGAUGACGAUGUAUCAGCGGACGCGACACACAAGCUCUCUCUCAUACGGAAAAUAAAUGGAUGAGAUUGAAAAUAGAAGAUCUAACAUUUUUAGAAAUUAAAUCUAUGGCUAAAACACGAGUCACUGAGUGCUACAUUGCAUUGAAGUUGGACUCCAAAUGAAGUAUAUCUAUCGUUUAGAGUUUCAAAUGCGUAGGUUUUGAGCAAGUGAUUUGAAAAAAGAAAGGGUUACCUAUGAGAAUUAUUAUUGGUACUUCUUUUACAUCUAGUAAGUUUAAAGCGCACAAUUAUAUUUUUAGAGUGUCAAUAACAGUUAUCGUUCUUGGUCUGGUAGUAUUUCUCUUCACCUAGAAAUGAGAGGUCUUAAGCUCAAAUCUAGUGGAUGGUGAAUUUCUAGGUCUUAGGCUCAAAUCUAAUGUAUAACGUAUUUAAUAACAAAUUAGGUUGUUUAUUAUAUGACUUAGCCGCACUUUCUCUUCUCGUUGUGUAAAAAUAUUAUCGAUGUAAUAAAAAUAAAAAUAAAACAGUUACUGUUCUUAUUUGGGCCGUGUUUAUCAUGCCGAUUUUAACCUAUGCAUUCAUUUGAAUGAAACUGAUUAAAUUAAUUUAAUUAGUUGAUUGUUUAUUUUCACGUAUAUAUUUUUAAUAAUUAAAAAAUAUUAAAAAAUUCAGGAAAAAAAAAA
Pyrus x bretschneideri (Chinese white pear) is the source of this 1689-nucleotide messenger RNA. RefSeq lists its product as uncharacterized. The transcript is spliced from 4 exons. Bases 1 to 714 code for a protein of 237 amino acids. The record is from RefSeq and is a predicted model, not a curated record. NCBI's taxonomy places the organism in Eukaryota, Viridiplantae, Streptophyta, Magnoliopsida, Rosales, Rosaceae.